Messenger RNA from Pseudonaja textilis, 2257 nucleotides. Lineage: Eukaryota; Metazoa; Chordata; Lepidosauria; Squamata; Elapidae. The record is from RefSeq and is a predicted model, not a curated record.
CCCACACGGUCCGCCUGCCUCUCUCGCUGCUUCUUCCUGCGCCCUGAGACUCUUCGCCCCGACUUGGAGAUGGGGAACAUGGCUUGCGUUCCCCAAGCGCCCGGCCGAUUCCGGUAUUCCUUCUCUAGGAAGCCCUCCUUCAAGAAAGAACAAGAGAGCAAGAAAAAACUGGCCGGGCUCUUUGGGUUUGAAGCAGAGCAGGAGAGAGAUGUGACUUCAGACAAAAUACUCCAAUAUAUCCCUGCCAAAAACUUUGCCAGCCAGGAGAACGAAAAGGAAAACUUUGACCAGCGCUUCUCCAGCCUAUUCAAGAAAGGACGGAGGAAGACGGUGGUGCGGAAUCUGGGAAAAAUAAUCCACUAUUCCAAACUCAAAUUUAAGUUUCAGCACUGCCAGGAAGCCAAUGACUGCUAUUUGGAGCUUUUUCAAGAGUUCCUCUAUUUUCAGGCACUCGGCCCCAACGGACACAAGUAUCAGGGUUUGCUACCCCUGACCGAACUGCAGCUGACCAAACUUGAAAACGAAAACGGAAUUCAGGAAGAUCUCCACGCUUUUCAAAUUGCAGUUCAGCUGGAGGUGGAAACUGGCACGGCCGGUUUUUCCGGCAGCCUUUAUCCACCGGCGGGCACCCUGGGGGUAGAGGCCCUUGGAGAGCUGCGUGCCACGAAAAUUUCGGUUUUCUCGUUGGCCGAUGAGUGUACGGGUCCGUCCAAAGUGACGAGAGCCUGGACUCAGGGCUUGCUGGGCAAGGAACAGCUGCGGUGGUCGAUGCAAAACGCCCACGUGCAGGAGUGGAAGGGCACCCAGCGCAAGUCCCUGGGCGACAUCCUUUGCGUCUCCAAAGUCAAGUUGCAGCAUUUACCUUUCCAGGAACAACAUCAUCGCCUGUUGGUGCUUUAUCCUUCCACGCUGGUUAUUGUAUCUGAAGAACGCAACGGCCUCUACUUCAAGGGUGAAUUGCCUUUGAAUGCCAUCCAAGUACAAUUUGAGGAAAACCAGAAGACUGCAUUUUUAAUAGAAGGUCGGCUAAUCAACUCUAUCCGGGUGAUUUGCUCCAGCUACGAAGAUUACCAAGAGUGGUUAUAUUGCCUUAAAACCGCUCAGUUCCGCCAUGCAGAUUCCUCCCUUUCUGGAUCGGAGAGCUUCUCUGGGUUGAAGCCUUCUCACCUGACACAGUUUUCAGGAAGCGGAAGAGGGUCACUCACCUCGGAGGGCAGAACGAAUUCCUGGGCUUCUGCUGGGAAGGGGCCUACGUCCACCCACCACUCCCAAACUAGCACAGCCUCUCUGUCCGAGAGACCAUCGGUCGACGCGUUGCCCCAGAAUUGGUUAGCUGAAAACCCUGUGCCGCAACCAGUCUGCUGCUCAGGAAAGCAAGGGGCAGGAAUGCCGAAAGCCGAGCUGAAAAGAAAAGGGAGUUCUCGAAAGUCCAAAGGGAAGGGGGUCCCGCCAUCUCAGCCCCCCCAGGGCCACUGGGAGGACUCCGAAAAGAAAAGCCCCUUCCCGCUCAUCUCAAAGCACCCCCAUGGAGAAGGAGUCUCUGCCGUGUACAAUGAGCCGUACUCAGCCCUGGCCCAACAGGAGCAUCCUGCCGUCCGCCCGCUGCACCUGGACUUAAACCAUCUGAAACAGUGGAACGUGCCACGGAGUCAGACUUGUCCAGCUCCCCAAACCUUGGAAAAUAUCUCUCUGUCGUCUUCCCCCAUGUAUGCGGAUCCCUACACGCCCAAUUCCCCCUCCUCGCACGGGGCCGCAGGCUCGUACUUCCUCGACGAGCUUGGGAGGUGUCACGGGCCAUCCACUGUGGAGCACCAGAAUGGCUACCCGGCCAUGCCAGUGUCCGUUCCCAUCUGCCACCAUCCUCUUGGCUGGAGGAGCUUUCAACCUUCCUGCGGAAAUCCCUGGCGAGAACCCAGCCUUGCACAGAGAGGCAAUGCCUCGGUCCCGGCCUUCCAUUUUGCCACAGAACCCGCACCAGAUGUCCAUUACUUGACCACGAGCACCUCGUCCGGAGAUGGCCUUCGGAUGCGUUCCUUGCCGACUUCAGAUGAAAACCUUCAGGCUUACAACCCCCCUGAAACAGGAGGGGAAUCGCUCGACUCGACAACGUAUCACGACUACGCUGAGCUGCAAAGCUUCCACGAGGACUAUAGCUACGACAACAUCUGGGAGACAGAGGUGAGGAAGCCGCUCCCCUCUGACCAUGAGAUCUACGAUUGCUAAGGGAAGCGUCCAUCCACUGAAGCAGGAAGAACGG